Messenger RNA from Leptonychotes weddellii (Weddell seal), 2099 nucleotides. NCBI's taxonomy places the organism in Eukaryota, Metazoa, Chordata, Mammalia, Carnivora, Phocidae. The record is from RefSeq and is a predicted model, not a curated record.
AACACUUGUCACCAGCAUUUUAUUUAUCCCUCACCACUCUGAACAUACGUGUUGUCUCACAUAGAUGAGGACGCCUGUCAGAGCUGCAGUGUAAGUUGAUUCAUUUUUCCGCAAGCCACACCCCGUCCCCGCGCCCGUGCCCGGGAUGGAGGCCCGAGCGGGAUCCCAGCUGGCCCUGUCCCGGAACGUGCCUGAUGACGUCAUACUCUGGGCGAGGCUGGGCAGCUGGCCAGCCGACCUCUUCCGGAUCCCCGGUCUCCACUUUAGGGACCUUCUUCCACCAGACUUCGUUUGAGCCUUUAGCGCAUGCUCCAAAUCCUCCAGCGUCCCAUAAUGCAUUGUCUGACGCUUUGCCCUCGCCCCUGGCAACAAAUGCGCAGCCGCCCAAGGGACUUUGACGCUGCGCUGCCCGACAGGGUCUCAGAAGAAAGUUUGUCCCUCUGCGCGAUCCGGCAUUCAGAGGUCGUUGCUAGGCGCCCACGUUCCGCUCCUUCACAUCUGAUUGGAUUUCACUCAAAAGUUGAGGCGGGGUUUUACCGUAGCGCGCAUGCGUGCAGCAAAGGAUGGAGGACUCGGAACCCGAGCGGAAGCGGGCUCGCACCGACGAGGCGACUGCCACAGGAAGCCGCUCCGAGACGGAGGAUGAGGGUGACGAAGACUACGUGCCUUACGUGCCUUUGCGACAGCGCCGGCAACUGCUGCUCCAGAAGCUACUGCAACGAAGGCGCAAAGGAGCUGCGGAGGAGGAGCAGCAGGACAGCGGCAGCGAGCCCCGGGGAGAUGAGGACGAUAUCCCGCUGGGCCCUCAGUCCAACGUCAGCCUCCUGGAUCAGCACCAGCACCUCAAAGAGAAGGCUGAAGCCCGCAAGGAGUCUGCCAAGGAGAAGCAGCUGAAAGAAGAGGAAAAGAUCCUGGAGAGUGUGGCUGAGGGCCGAGCCUUGAUGUCAGUGAAGGAAAUGGCCAAGGGAAUCACAUAUGAUGAUCCGAUCAAAACCAGUUGGACACCCCCCCGUUAUGUCCUGAGCAUGUCUGAAGAGCGGCAUGAACGCGUACGGAAGAAGUACCACAUCCUGGUGGAAGGAGAUGGCAUCCCACCACCCAUCAAGAGCUUCAAGGAAAUGAAAUUUCCUGCAGCCAUCCUGAGAGGCCUAAAGAAGAAAGGCAUCCACCACCCAACACCCAUUCAGAUCCAGGGCAUCCCCACCAUUCUGUCUGGCCGUGACAUGAUAGGUAUCGCCUUCACGGGUUCAGGCAAGACACUGGUGUUCACAUUGCCUGUCAUCAUGUUCUGCCUGGAACAAGAAAAAAGAUUACCUUUCUCCAAGCGUGAAGGGCCCUAUGGACUCAUCAUCUGCCCCUCGCGGGAGCUCGCCCGGCAGACCCAUGGCAUCCUGGAGUAUUACUGCCGCCUGCUGCAGGAGGACAGCUCCCCACUCCUGCGCUGCGCUCUCUGCAUCGGGGGCAUGUCUGUUAAAGAGCAGAUGGAAACCAUCCGACACGGUGUGCACAUGAUGGUGGCCACCCCUGGGCGCCUCAUGGAUUUGCUGCAGAAGAAGAUGGUCAGCCUAGACAUCUGCCGCUACCUGGCUCUGGAUGAGGCUGACCGCAUGAUUGACAUGGGUUUCGAGGGCGACAUCCGCACCAUCUUCUCCUACUUCAAGGGCCAGCGGCAGACCCUACUCUUCAGUGCCACCAUGCCUAAGAAGAUUCAGAACUUUGCCAAGAGUGCCCUGGUAAAGCCAGUCACGAUCAACGUGGGCCGCGCUGGGGCCGCCAGCCUGGAUGUCAUCCAGGAGGUGGAAUAUGUCAAGGAGGAGGCCAAGAUGGUAUACCUGCUUGAGUGCCUACAGAAAACACCCCCACCCGUGCUCAUCUUUGCGGAGAAGAAGGCAGAUGUGGAUGCCAUCCACGAGUACCUGCUGCUCAAGGGGGUCGAGGCGGUGGCCAUCCAUGGGGGCAAAGACCAGGAGGAACGGACCAAGGCCAUCGAGGCAUUCCGGGAGGGCAAGAAGGAUGUCCUGGUGGCCACAGACGUAGCCUCCAAGGGCCUGGACUUCCCUGCCAUCCAGCAUGUCAUAAAUUAUGACAUGCCUGAGGAG